UCCCGGAGGCCGGCAGGGCUCGGUCCUGGAGUUCUCGAGCCGGAUUGCUUCCCCGAAGGCCCGGCGGAGCGAUGAUGCCGAGCAGCAGGACCCGGGAGGAGGUGGACGCCACGCUGCAGAUCGCCAAGCUGAACGCGGCCGAGCUGCUGCGGCCCGUGCACUGCCUGCGCUUCGGGGCCAGCGCGCGCGGCGCGGACGCCGGAGACUUCUGCCUGCUGGAGCUGGACCCCGCGCUCUGCCCGCAGCUGGAGGCCGGCCACAGUCUGGUGAUUCGUGGGGAUAAGGACGAGCAGGCUGUCUUGUGCAGUAAAGACAAAACCUAUGACUUGAAAAUAGCAGACACUUCCAACAUGUUGCUUUUCAUUCCUGGUUGUAAAACACCUGAACAGCUGAAGAUGGAAAGCACCCCCAGAGACAUUGUUCACGCUGAGAUCUUUGGUUUUUCCAAUAAUUAUUGGGAGUUGAGAAGAUGUAGACCUAGGUUAAAGAAACUAAAGAAACUGUUGAUGGAAAAUGCCUAUGAAGGCCCGGACAGUCAAAAAGAAAAGGAGUCAAAUCGCUCUAAGUAUACAACAGAAGAUUUGCUUGAUCUAAUUCAGGCAAGCGAAGAAGAAAUCAUGACCCAAUUACAAGUUCUAAAUGCCUGUGAGAUUGAAGGUUACUGGAGGAUUCUUGAAUUUGAUUAUGAAAUGAAGCUUCUGAAUCAUGUGACUCAACUUGUGGAUUCUGAAUCUUGGUCUUUUAGUAAAGUUCCUUUGAAUGUGUGCCUUCAGGAACUUGGGCCUUUGGAGCCAGAGGAGAUGAUUGAACACUGCCUUAAAUGUUAUGGAAAGAAAUAUAUAGAAGAAGGUGAAGUUUAUUUUGAACUGAGUGCUGACAAAAUAUGCAGAGCAACAGCCCAAAUGCUACUGCAGAAUGCAGUGAAAUUUAACCUCAGUGAGUUUCAAGAGGUGUGGCAACAGAGUGUUCCUGAAGGAAUGGUAACCAACCUUGAUCAGCUUAAGGGGUUAGCCUUGGUGGAUAGACACUCCAGGCCAGAAAUCAUAUUUUUGCUUAAAGUAGAUGACUUACCUGAGGGUAAUCAGGAGCGUUUUAAUAGUCUCUUCUCUGUACGGGAGAAGUGGACGGAGGAAGAUAUUGCUCCAUAUAUCCAAGAUUUGUGUGGGGAGAAGCAAACCAUAGGCACAUUACUUACUAAAUAUUCUCGAUCUUCGAUGCAAAAUGGUAUCAAAGUUUAUAAUUCAAGAAGACCCAUAUCUUAAAAGAACACGUUUUUUGGGACUAUUAUUGCUUUAUAAAAUUGCUCGUUAUGAGAAAAUUAUUUUUUUUACGUGUAUCACAAGCUUUAAAAGUCCGGUAUUUUGAAGCAUUUUUCUCGUAAGCAUUUUGAAAUGCCACCCUUCUUUUUUCUUAACCAUAGCAGGAUAUUUUUAUGCUUUUCAGGUUGUUUAUAUUAUGUGCACAGUAUAAGCAAGGACAAAUGACAGUGUUAUUUCCUAUGUUUAGUAUAUCUUUGUUUCUACAUAUUUAUAGAAAACCUUUACCUGUUUGUUGUACAAAUUUUAAUUAUAUGUCUUUAAUCAGGAUUUGAUAUUCUAUUCAUUAGAAAAUUCAAGGGUAUUAAGAGAACUAGUUUGUUUUUUAAAAAAAAAGUUAUUUAUUCAUCUAUAAUUUUUCAAUUGGCUUCCCCUCUACCUGCAAUACUUCACCAAAACACUUGGUAUCAUCUAGUGAUAAUUAUCUAAAUUAGUUGUCCCCAUGACAUCAGCUCAGUACUCCCAUAUCCCCUGAUUAGCGCAGAUACCCACUUUGGGAUGAAAUGGAUUUGGUGAGCAAUCCUUUGUGAAGAAUAUUAAUAGUGCAGUUUAUUACCUUAUAAAGGAGAACACUCACACAGGUAACACAUACUAGAAAACAAGUAGUUCUAAUUAGUGUUGGAAUGCUUCAUAAAGUUCCUUUAUAGCGUUGCUUUUUCUAAUUUAUUAUCCAGGGCAGAGUUCAGAUUAAAUUUAAUUUAGUAAUGAACUUGUUACCAAAAGUUUUAACUUUACUACUUAGGUAGAUCUAAGUUAAAACUGGUCCAAGACUUAACAAACUGUUAAUGGAUGAUUCACCAUUAAAAUUUAACUGCUGUACCUCAUGGUGUUUCACUAAUAAAAAUUUAAAAAAUAAAUAAAUACAAAUAACAAUAGCAACAGCAACAAAAGAAUAAAAUUUAACUGCUACUGAAAUCGACUGCAGUGCCUAUUCUCAAGCACAUGAAAUGUUAAUCCGGUGGCUUGUAAAUAUUUUCCCAGCUUGCAAU
This is a messenger RNA of Sorex fumeus (smoky shrew), 2305 nucleotides long. RefSeq names its product DNA replication and sister chromatid cohesion 1 (gene DSCC1). NCBI's taxonomy places the organism in Eukaryota, Metazoa, Chordata, Mammalia, Eulipotyphla, Soricidae. The transcript is spliced from 9 exons. Gene Ontology annotation, biological process: maintenance of mitotic sister chromatid cohesion; mitotic sister chromatid cohesion. The record is from RefSeq and is a predicted model, not a curated record. Bases 72 to 1262 code for a protein of 396 amino acids. Gene Ontology annotation, cellular component: Ctf18 RFC-like complex; nucleus; chromatin.